Molecule: messenger RNA, 1865 nt
Organism: Eurytemora carolleeae
Lineage: Eukaryota; Metazoa; Arthropoda; Copepoda; Calanoida; Temoridae
Product: tetraspanin-6
Exons: 9
Coding region: 47-823 (258 amino acids)
Cellular component (GO): membrane
Source: RefSeq, a predicted model, not a curated record
UAAAAUUAACCUUUUGUAUUUUUCAGAAAUGAUGUAAGACUAAAGAAUGCGGUGGUUGUUACGGUUGCUUCUGGCAUUUAUUGCCGUCAUUUAUGGUGUUGUUGGAGGGUUUAUCCUUUUUGUUGGAAGUGUUUACGGAGCAACAUAUUUCAGUAACUUCAACGCUACAGCGCAGGAUAUAACUGCUAUAUGUCUUAUUUGCAUUGGAGGAGUAAUGGUUCUGAUCUCCCUGCUUGGGAUUGGUAGUUCCUGUUCCAGGAGCUUCGGUCUCUCCUACACAUUCUCCUUUUUCCUCCUCUUCUCCAUCAUCAUUGAGGCCAUUGCCAUCAUCCUAUUUGUUGUUUUCAGACCGGAAGUUGAUAAUGUUAUCGGCCUUGUAGCUAAGCAGACGACAGGAUCGUAUGGUGAGGUAACCUCCUUCUACACGAAAUCCUUGACAUAUCUGUGGGACGGUAUGCAGACGGGACUUGAGUGCUGUGGAGUUUACUCCUUCAAGGAUUGGUCUGAGACAGAAUACGGCACUAAGGCUGGUAUUCCCCAAUCCUGUUGUUCUAAAUCACAAGCUUGUGAUCUGAGAUCAACUUCAGAUGAUCCAGAUAAUAUAUUUAAGGUUGGAUGCUAUGAAGUGUUUGGAAAGAGUGUGGCAGAUCGUUUAGAAGUUCUUAUUCCAAUACUUGCUGCUACCUUCGUCUUGCAGGUAAUUAACCCUAAUAAACAGGGGGUUGGGGGUAGAAGUGCUUAUUCCAAUACUUGCUGCUACCUUCGUCCUGCAGGUUCUUGGUGUAUGUUUUGCUUGCUGUCUGGCCAGAUCUGUUCAAGUUGAGCAUUGCGCUCAGAUGCCGUACUAAGACUUGCCCGAGUGAGAUAAAAGAAAAUGGCGGAGAAAAACAAAGACAUUACAACUGACUUUGCGAAUUUUUUCCAAUUAAAGAUUGCGGAUUUUAGCUGUUGUAUUUGAUGUAUUUGAUGUAAAAUAGUUCAAUUUUACUAUGCUUUAUCAAAUCUUUGAUCAUAAGAUUACAAAAAAAGAAAAUUUAAGGUACUAGGUAUGUAAUUACUGUAGAUCUAAUUUCAUAUAGUUACCUUCCACUUGAAGAGUGGCAUGACCUAUUCAUGUCACUCUUAAACUGGACAGUCACUUUAAAAUUAGUCACUUCAGCCCCGUUAAUAUUAAUACUUCAAGAAAUACAUCUUUUAACUUCUUAAAUAUUUUAACCAAGUACUCGGAGAAAUCGAAAGAAUUUAUAAAAUGUCGUCUUGAUAAUUUUUCAAUGGUUUUUUUUAAACUUUAAUACUUAAAUCUCUGUAAUAGUAAUAAUACAAAUAGCCAUAAAUAUGCGGAACAGUUUCAUAGAACUUCGUAUAAUUAUUCAAUCAAAAAACUAGUUAUCUUCAGCAUUUCAAUAUCAGUAACAAAAGAAAACGACAUUUUAUAAAUUCGUUCCAUGUCUUCUAAGCUCUGGGUCAACCUGUUAUAUAAUUAAAUUUUUCAGAUUUUUGAAUUAUUUUACGGAUAAAUUUGGAAUCAAUUUUGUCUACAUAAAUGUAGUUUUCCUAUGUACACUUCAUGUUUAUAUGUAUUCAAGACUUUUCAGUACCUUGACUGAUGUUUAGUUGUUAUACAAUAUUUUUUCAAUUAGGUAUUACCAUUUUUGCAGAAAUAUAAAAUGUCGUCUUUUAUUACACUUUUUAAAUCUUAAUUUCUUAUGUUUAUCGAAUGGGUCUUAAAUUUAAUAUCUCAACCUAAAAAUGCUCUUAUCUAUCAAUAGAUAUUUUUUUGAUUCAUCAACAAGUGAAAUAUUUUUGUGUUGAUACUCUGUGUGUGUUCUGUGUAUAUAAAAGGACAAAUAAACCAUAUGAAUUUU